CGAUCGAUCCAAGUUUACUGCGACAUCAGCUGUCACAAUCUCUCCGCCAUCCCCAGAAAGCUUGUCGGUGGUUCCGAAUCGUCUGUUCUGGAGCCCUCGCCUGUCGGACAAGCUCUUCCGGGACUCCAAGCUUACUCCACUGUUGUUUCCCCGGCAUUUCCCACCCCCCGCUAGUCGACUGCGGAGACGUACAUCCCUUUGCGCUACCGACGUUCUCCAGUCCACCAUCUCGCCCAUCGCGUAACCCUCCUCUCUUUCUAGCUCCAAGUUGCCCUCUCGAUCUACUGGAGGGCGUGCCGGUGUGGUCGAAACGGAUCCGGGAACAGUGGAGGAUGAAAGGGACCCGCGACCGAUGGGUGUAAUACGGAAGAAGACCGCCUCGCGCGGCACUGAAGCGGGCACCAAAUAUCACUGUGAUAUCUGCUCGGUUGACGUGACUUCGACGGUCCGCGUAUCCUGCGCCCAUCCCACCUGCCAUGAAUAUGAUCUCUGCGUCCCCUGCUUCGCUGCCGGAGAGAAGUCCAAGAACCAUGACCCGUCAACACAUCCGUUCCAAGUGAUCGAGCAGAACUCGGUUCCGAUCUUCGAGGAAGACUGGGGUGCAGAUGAGGAGCUCCUGUUGUUGGAGGGUGCGGAGAUCUACGGGCUGGGGUCAUGGGCGGACAUCGCAGACCACAUCGGUGGCUACCGCACCAAGGAGGAGGUCCGAGACCACUACGUCAGUGCCUACAUCGACAGCCCAAACUUCCCAUUGCCAGAACGCGCCGACCCGGAUGACAAACGGCUGUCAGAGGCUAUCUCGAAGGAGGAGUUCCAGUCACGGAAGAAACGGCGCAUUGAGGAGCGCAAAGAGGCGGCAAAGGCAGCGCCGCCCACGACACCAAAGCAGAAACCUACGGCCAGUGUACCGGCAUGUCACGAAGUGCAGGGAUACAUGCCGGGUCGGUUGGAGUUCGAGACGGAGUUCAUGAAUGAGGCCGAAGAAGCGGUGCAACACAUGACGUUCGAACCUGGUGCGGGCGAGACAGCAAACGGCGAGACGGAUGCGGAAAUGGAACUGAAGAUGACAGUCGUGGAUAUCUACAACUCGCGGCUUACGGCGCGCACGGAGCGCAAGAAGGUCCUCUUCGAGCACAGUCUCCUUGAGUAUCGCAAGAACACAGCACUGGAGAAGAAGCGCACGAAGGAGGAGCGCGACCUGCUGAACAAGGCGAAGCCAUUUGCUCGGAUGAUGAACCAUGAUGACUUUGAGGAGUUCAACAAGGGUCUGGAGUACGAACAUAACCUGCGACUGGCCAUCACACAGCUCCAGGAAUGGCGCCAGAUGGGGAUCGGCGAUCUCAAAGGCGGAGAGAAAUACGAACAAGAGAAACAGCAGCGAGCGCAGCGACUGGUGCCGCAAGGCUCAUUCGACCGGUUCGCCAGCACGCGACCGGCAAAACAGGUGCAGCAACCUGAACAGCCGACCGCUGCCAGUCAGCUGACAACUCCGGAGCUUCCUCUCCGGCUGCAGAAGGUGUCCGGCACACCCAAAGCGCCGGAGCCUGUCAGUCAGCCGAUGAACGAUUUCGACCGGGCCUUUGCGGCCACCAACGGGGAUGGUGUCAGCACGCCGCAGCCAGCGAAGACCAAGUUUGUGAUUCCGCCACUGAACGGAGUGAUUCCAUGGAAGCUGGAGAACGAAGGGGCGCCAGAUCUGCACCUGCUGACAAAAGAGGAAGUGGAGGUGUGCAACGUACUGCACAUGCAACCGAAGCCGUACCUAGUGAUCAAGGAGACGAUGCUGAAAGAAUCGAUGAAACAGGGCGGCAGUUUAAAGAAAAAAGACGCGCGCACCAUAUGCAAGAUCGACAGUACCAAGUCGAGUCGAAUCUACGAUUUCAUGGUGCACAGCGGCUGGAUCAACAAGAGCUGAGCGUCUAUUGCAUGAGCUGGAUACCACGUAGUUCUGUGCGAGUAUGGAGUUGGCGGCGUUGCGGGGGCGUGGCUAGAUGAUUGAUUGACGACUGAUUGAUUGCUGGAUUUAGCUACCCGUAGAACUUUCCUCUUG
Messenger RNA from Aspergillus sclerotioniger CBS 115572, 2050 nucleotides. RefSeq names its product chromatin-binding transcription regulator ADA2 (gene adaB). Gene Ontology annotation, molecular function: transcription coactivator activity; chromatin binding; protein binding. Gene Ontology annotation, biological process: chromatin remodeling; regulation of transcription by RNA polymerase II. NCBI's taxonomy places the organism in Eukaryota, Fungi, Ascomycota, Eurotiomycetes, Eurotiales, Aspergillaceae. The coding region runs from base 353 to 1915 and encodes 520 amino acids. The transcript is spliced from 3 exons. Gene Ontology annotation, cellular component: nucleus; SAGA-type complex. The record is from RefSeq and is a predicted model, not a curated record.